AUGUCGUACGCCAACGGUGAAAUUUACGGUAAUUCCGCGGAGGCUGGCUAUUUUGAACAAGCACACCAGCAGAGCUCUUGUCUUCAGCAGCAGAAUACCUAUUCUGGACAGCAAUCUAGUAAUGUCCAUGAAGCUCCCCCGCCCUACACUGGCACAAACUUGUGUCAAUGCGGCUCUAUACAUCCACCGGCCGCACCCAGGGUAACUCAACCUCCUACCUCCGCCCCACCGUACGAACCACAACAGCAGCGUGGUGAGAACGCCUCCUAUUAUGAUUAUGAUGGUCCAUGCCAACAAGCAAAAGCGCCUCAUGGUUUUGAGGGCUCAGAUGGUGAAAAGGGCCUUGGGUCUACUGUCGUAGGUAGUGCCGCUGGAGGAUAUGCAGCCCAUCAUAUGGGCGGCGGAAAGCUAGCCACUGCAGGAGGUGCCCUUCUGGGGGCUGUCGGCAUGAAUGUGGCAACCCACAAAUUUAAACAACACCAAUAUCAACAACAGCAACCUGCACAGCAACCUGUACAGCAAACUGUGAUUAUCCCAGCUCAAACGAAUGCAUUGGGCAAUGGUCUGGGCGGAGGCCUUGGUUUGGGUUCAGGCUUGGGUAUGGGUGGUGGCCUUGGACUUGGUCGGGUACAGCGCAGGCUCGCCCGUCGCGGAAUCGGCAUGUAUUAG
Molecule: messenger RNA, 669 nt
Organism: Penicillium hordei
Lineage: Eukaryota; Fungi; Ascomycota; Eurotiomycetes; Eurotiales; Aspergillaceae
Exons: 3
Coding region: 1-669 (222 amino acids)
Source: RefSeq, a predicted model, not a curated record